AUGGAGGGACUUGGUGUCGUGUAUGAACAGGAAGAACCAGUCGUAAUGGAUAAUCAUGAGACAACGACAGCAGUAGCAACAACAACGGAAGAUCAUCAGCAUGUAAUAAAUUCAACAUUAAGCCACGAAGUUGAAGACGAUGAGGAGAUUCGUGCACUUGCUAGGAAUCCAGACGAUUUGGAUCCACAUCAUCAUCAUCAUGUUCAUCAAGAGACUCAAGAUCAAGAUGUACAACCAUCAGCAGCAUUACAACAACAAGAAGAAGCAUUACAACAAUCACAACAUCCUGAUGUUGGAAAUUAUGGAAAUUAUGGACAAAGUACUAGUGGUCAACAUUCACAGCAACAGAUGGAGUAUCAUGGAGGCUAUGACAAGAAUGGUAGUACUAGUAUACAACCAGGAAAGCUCUUUAUUGGUGGGGUAUCGUGGGAAACAACAGAGGACACAUUACGUCAACAUUUUAGCAAGUAUGGUAUGCUCACGGAUGCUGCACUCAUGAAGGACAAAUAUACGGGCCAACCUCGUGGUUUUGGUUUUGUAACGUUUGCGGAUGCAUCAGCUAUUGAUCGCGUGCUGGAAGAAACACAUAUACUGGACGGCCGAUCGGUAGAAGUGAAGCGUGCGAUUCCAAGGGAGAGGACGGCGCCAGGCUCUAGCGAAAUGCGUAGUGGCGGACGCGGAAGUUUUAGCAGCGGCGGCUUUGGGGAGCAAAAGAAAAUCUUUGUUGGUGGCCUAGCUCCCACUGUAACAGAGCAAGAUUUUCGUCACUACUUUGAAGAAUAUGGCAAGACCACAGACGCCGUAGUGAUGAUCGAUCGUGAUACUCAGCGCUCACGCGGAUUUGGCUUCAUCACUUUUGAAGAGGAGUCGUCAGUAGCUGAAGUGAUUAGCAAGAGCCACGAGAUUCAUGGCAAGACCGUCGAGAUCAAGCGAGCGGAACCCAAGGAAGCCCGUGGUGGUGGAGGUGGAGGUGGCUACGGUGGCGGUCGUGGGGGUCGCGGUGGUGGCUGGAGAAGUGGAGGUCGUGGGGGUGGCGGCGGUGGUGGUGGUGGUGGCAGCUAUGGCGGUAGCUACGGCGGUGGGUACGGUAGCAGCUAUGGUGGCGGCUACGGCGGUGGCUACGGUGGUGGCUAUGGUGGCGGCUACGGCGCUGGCUAUGGUGCUGCUGCUGCCUACGGAGCCGGCGGCUAUGGAGGGUAUCCGCAGUCGUACGCUGGCUACGGGUACGGUUCAUACGGAGGUGGCCGUGGCGGGUAUGGCUACGGUAGCUACGGAGGGUACGGUAGCUACGGUGAAAGCGGCGCUGCUGCAACUGGCGCUGAUGGCGAAGGUGGUGAAGGAGGUGCCGGUGCAGAAGAAGCAGGAUACAGCGGAGACGGAGCUGCUCAGGGAGGCCAAGGAGGAGCUGCUGCUAGCUACGGUUAUGGCGGUGGAUAUCGUCAGGGAGCAGGCUCCAGUGGUGCUCAAGGAGGUUCUGGUGGGCGAUCGGACCGAUACCGCCCGUACUAA
Peronospora belbahrii is the source of this 1509-nucleotide messenger RNA. Lineage: Eukaryota; Oomycota; Peronosporomycetes; Peronosporales; Peronosporaceae. The record is from the annotation of a GenBank genome assembly.